Caenorhabditis auriculariae is the source of this 6245-nucleotide messenger RNA. Lineage: Eukaryota; Metazoa; Nematoda; Chromadorea; Rhabditida; Rhabditidae. The record is from the annotation of a GenBank genome assembly.
AUGUUGGUUUAUGAACUCUUAACUUUUCUUGAACUGACAGGGUUUUCAUUAGCUGGUUCGUGGACGCAUAUUAAUUUUUUUUUGUUAUCGAAAUUUCUCAAGACUAUAGAAAAAUGGGAAGAGAUCUUUUCUAUUAAAACCAGCGUCGUUCUAAAAAAGAUACGAAUAGGGACAACAAAAGAUAACGCGAGCAGCUAUAUAGCUGCAGCUCUUUCAUUCCUUUUUCAACUUGGCCUGCCUUCGUUCUCGAGAUUUUUUUUAGAAUUGGCUUACAGACGUCUAAAUAUCAGCCAUUUCUCGGACUGUUGCAGAAAGGCUGGAAAGUAGAGUUUGAAAAGAUGUAAAACGAUAUUUUUAUGGCCAUUAAAAAAAAAAGAUCUUUCACAGACCUCCCUUCAUUUGUCUGCCUCUAUUGUAAAGGAUUGUGUUUUUUUCAAUGGCUUUAUUCUUCUCCUAACUUUGUGAGCUUUGUUUUUUUGUCCAGUUUUUUUCAUUUGAGAAUUUGUUUUUAAUUUUUUUCUUGUCUAUUACAACUUUUCUGAUAGAUUCGCCUGUCAAUCUUUCGCUUUGAUUUAAUUUUGUUUCAGAUUUUAAAUGUCAACUAGCUAACUCCGCCCAUGCUGGCACAGACACUUUUCGUGUCGAUGUUUUAUCGCGCGGGAUGAUUUUUGAUCUUUUUUGUUCUUGUAGAUAAAAAAAAAAUAAGUCUAAAAAUGCAGCCGUAUUAAAGUUUCAUCGUCAUCUGCGAUGAAACAUUGACGCCAAAGAUAUUGCAGCCUUGGGGGCGGAGUCAGCUGCUUGCCAUUCAAAAUCUGAACAGUUGAAGCAGUUAACGGCCAAGGAGCUACAUGAUACUCUUUUUUCAUAUGAACUCAUAACGGACAAACCAUUUGAAAAAAGGUAAAAUUCAGAAAAAAAAAACAUGUCACAUGUAGUAGAGUUUUGAGAUUUCGUGAAAUCAAAGGUAAGAAAUUAUUCGUGAAUAUAUAAUUAUUUCUCUUCAAAAAGCUACUUUUUUUUGUAGUUUUUUCGCAGCACUUCUGAAGCCCGAAAAUUUGGGGAUUUUUGAUAAGUUUCUGAGCUCGUUUCUGUUUUAUGGCUUAAAUAGCCUUCGAAUUUCCAAGAUGCCAUCAUUGAGAUACACGGAUUAGGUGCUCGUCGAGCAGAUUGCAAAUAAGGUUCCUGCAGACGAGAGGACACUCUCCGGCGACCUCGCAUGAUGUAUCUGGUCUCUCUUCUUCGCGGUGACCUGUCAUGGAGGGGCCGCGCAGCCUGCUGCUGCAACAAACCUCCAAUCGAUCGGACUGCCAGUUGAGCGCCCACCCAGCCACGAGACAAUAUUCGCACCCGCUGUCCUCCGCUUGCCGACUCUCUUCCCAGCGUCCUUCGUCUUGCCUAUUCCGCUUCAAUGUCCACGUCGCCGGUGCCGCAGGCCAAGCCGGCUAAAAUACCUCGAGAGGUAUGUCUCUGGCGGCUGUCCGAGGGUUUGAAGAAUCUAUAGUUAGAGCGUGAAAGCUCUUCUUCUCAAAAAAAAUUGGAUGUAUCGAAGAGAAAAAAAAUAUGGUUACCAACUACUGAUUAUAGAGAAGCGAAUAAUGUUAUAUGUUUGAGGAAUUGGGCGAUCGUGUGAACAAUGUUAAUUUUUGAGACGAACAAACAUAUUUUCAAAUUGCCGCGUAACAUGAAAGUUUUCUUUUUGAGUUUUAUACUUUUUGCAUGUUUUCUGAGGGACUAAAAAAUUCUCUGAUCAUUUCCCUAUUUGGUUUUCUGAGAAUUAAUGUCCUUCUCAAAUCAUUAGUUUCUCGUUUCAACGUUUUCUAGUAAUUUUAGAGGUUGCAACAGCUGAGUAUGAGUUGAAAAUUUGUCCGUUUUUUCUUUCAAAGUUUGAAUGCAACGCUGUAAAAAAGAAUGUUUUUGGAAGCCACGCCCCUUCUGCGUGCGAAAAAAAAAACUCGGGUUUUUAUACAUGAAAGCGGAAGACUGAUCUAGUAUAAUUAAAACGGAUGCUUGAAUCAGAUCUUCCAAAUUAUCAAAGUGAGAAUUGUUCGGGUUAUAAAACUUGUUAACCUCACACCUUUAAGAUGAGCAAUCACGUUGUCAAGCUGGUCUUGGAACGGAGUGACGACCUCAUCAAGAACUCUUACCGGAGGUUAACCACAGAAAAUGUGGCGCGGAACGAACACUGGCAAAAGAUUGCCGAGAUGGUCGCCGCUCGUUUUGGACAGCCCGUGGACGCCGACCGCAUCAAGCAGCAUUUUCAUAACCGCAAGAAAGUCCUUAUCGCAAGGAUAAAAGACGAAAUGCGGUGAGAACCUUCGUUUUUGGUCUCUUUUACGAAGAAUUUUUUUGACCUUUUGCUUUUUUUAAAACUUUCUCUGUGUAUCCAAUUUUCAUAGAAUCUUUUUCAGUACUUUCCAAACUGGUUUGAACACGGACGAGAAAAUUGAAGAACUCUUGCGACGACGUGUUUUUGGCGGAGAUCAUGAUGAACAGUUGGCUCGUAUUUGUCUUGAUAUGGAAGACGAAGAGAAGAAAAAUGAACCGGUAACCUUCGAGGACUUUUGAAUGCGAAAAAACGUUUUGCAGGAGAACCAGAGCUCGUACAACGCCUUCGGAGAGGCUUCUCAUCAUUCUUUGUUGUGAGUUGAUGGUUGUUUUCGAUACAUCUGGGAAUACUCUUUAUUUUUUUAUCAUUGUUGAAAUGGUUUAAUAGUUUGAGAUUUAUUUCUCAAAAUAAAACACAAAAGAUUCAAUUCAUGAGAUAAAAAAAGCUCAAUCAUAGAAAAAUGGAAUUUUUUUGAAAAAUGAAGUUUUUUUUUCCAGACUUCAGAAACGCUUUUUCCUUUUUUCUUUAUCCAACAAUUUACUCGUUGUUGUUGUUGCAUCUUUUCCAUUCGUGAUCCAUUUUUUUUUUUGACAAAAUGGGAUAUAUUCUGUCUUAACUAUUUAUCACGGAAAUUUGAACCUGAAAUCGAAAGAUUUGAGUUUUCGUUUUGAAACAAUUUUGGAAAAUGAAUUAUCUGUAAAUUCCGAAAAAAAGAUAAAUACUCACAGCGAUUGAUUCUGAAAAGUGAGAAUUACUUUUUUUGAACUUAGUUUUUUUAAAUUUUCACUUUUUAUAAUAGAUGAUAAAUUUCCUCAAUCGAUUGUAUCUUGAUUCCUUGUCAAAUUUAAAUAGAUGGGUAUAGAGUUCUGAUAACUAUCCUGAAAACUUUUAAAAACUCGGUAAACUUUCAAUUUUGGUUGUGAAAAAUUUUGAUUUUUCUGUGUUUGGGAAGAAAUUUGCAGGCUUUCGUAAAAUAUUCAACGAAGCUUUACAAAAACAAAAACUUCUUAAAAUUGCUCUCUUCUGAAUAGAAAAUAGUUGAAAAACAGAGUUUCUGCAGAUCACAGCUCCUCAGCUCGACGACGAUACCUGAUUGUAACGCCUCACUCGCAGGUUCGAGUCGCGAAUCCGAACAGGUUGGCGCCGCCCUUUUCCUUUUGCUGGCACCCUUCGAUUCGCAUCCGCGACAAGGAUGAAAAAUCGUCGCCAUUUGGAAUGACUAUCACUUUUUGCAGCCGACGCAUCAUCCAACGCCACUACUCAGCAAAUUGCUGCUUGGCCAGACCUCCCGCGACGACGCGAUUUACAACAACAACAACUACUUGUCGCACCUUAUCGUCGACCUGACGUCACCAAAUGAGCUGAAAAGGCUACUCUCUGUCCUUGUCAGUAACUUCUUUUUCAUUGUUAUAGAAGAGGGGAUCAUCCGCUGGGAAUAUGAAAAAUUUCAUUAUUUCAACGCAAAAGAAAGAGAACCCUUACUAAUUCAAACUCUUCGACUUAAAAAAUAUGGAAAUAGUACUUUUUACUUCAGAUGUUUAGGCACUUAAGUAAUGUUUUUUUUUUCUUCUCAUCAAAUGUCAAACAUUUUAAACGAGCGAAACUUCAGAUUUCGCUCGUUUCAAGUUAUUUGUUUUUUAUUUUUAAUUUGUCGACAUCUUAAAAAAACGAAGUUGUAAAUCGAAAAAAAAGUGUUCUAUAACUUGAAUUUGUCUAGCUGCUGCUCAAGAAAAAAUUAGUUCAAACUGUUUUCAACGUUUCACUUAUUGUGGUCGGAAACCCUGCGUGGUUCACUUCUUCAUCUCAAAAAUGAUGGGAGUUUGCACAAAUUGUCAAAUUUAGUCUUCACAUGUUUUGUGAGAGACAUAUUAACGCGACUAUGGGACCAUGAACCAUCUGGUCUUCGUUUUUUUCUUCUUCUGGGAAACUAGUUACGCAGGGAAAAUUUCUCGAAUGGCUUUCAAAAGCUCCCUUGGCUGUUAAAAUUUCUAGUAAACAAAAAUACGAGCGAUAAAAUCCAUAUGAAGCGAUGUUGGGAUAACAAGUCAUCGGAAAACACCUUGUUGGCUGGCGCUAUUGACAAUGGCAGCGGAAAGGAAGGAACAGGGCGAAAGAGACUGGAGAGCGGCCAGUGAGUGUGUGCGACGGAGAGUGUGCCGGAGAGCGUGAGCGCGUGUGUGCGGUGCGUGUGCGCCGUGAGCGGCUCACAAAUUCAUCUGAGCUUUUUUCGUCGACAGUCGUACCAUCUACGGAUUGCAGAUCGACCACGGCUUCUCGAGAUUCACCCACGUCGACUCUUUAUCGCAAGUCGCCGCUCGGCACAGUUCUAACUUGACCAAUGGACACGCCGCACAAAACUUCGACUCGAUUUUCGACAAGUUUGUCCACUUCUUUCUGAAAAUUACACUUUGAACGACUUGGCCUAUACUACCAGACGACGUCAGCCUUUCAUUUUGCAUUUUUCUAUUCCGUGUUAAAGUUUUUUUAGUACUCUAGGCAAUCAUACGCAGAUCUUUUUUUUACUUUCAUUCUUUAAUACUGAAUACUAGUAUUUUCAAGCUCUCGAAAAAACUAUUUUUGAGGAAUGCUUUUUCCAGAAUUUAUUCUAUCCGCAAUAAAAAGAAACAGAAAAAAACGAGAGUGUUAAAAUUUCUACCAUUUUUCGUAGUUAGGUUUACUUCUGCACUGAUUGUGAGAGAGUGAAGAGCCCUGACUUCAAAAAUUUACAGAUAAAUGAAUGAAACUUUCUAGAUGAUCUAUGUUUCAAUUCAUUUUUAUAAAAUUUUUUGACUUAGGUUUAACCUCAAAAUCUUAGUUUUUUAAGUUGUUUGAAAAUUUUUUCUAAUCAGUUAGUAAUUUAAACUUUUAUUCCGUUUUAGAGAUGAUGACGUUAUGCUUUGGAACGGAACGAGUGGCCUGCAGACCAACGAAGAGACCGUGAGUGGAGAAAUCGAUGUGCAGGCCAUAUCUGACAGGUUUUUUCUGUUCCUUCUCAGCCUGGGAGAGUUUUCGAGUUUCAGAGUCGAAAGAGUCGACGUCGAAGUGAAGGCCGAAACGAGCGUCGACGAGCACGAAGCCAUGCUGGCAGACGUCCAGAAGGUGGGACUACAUCUCUGGGAAAUCCAAAGAAAAGUUUCAGAAGAGCAUGGCUUUGUUCGAAAGAAAGUCUCCUGAUUUGACAGCACCGCCCUCGGCUAAAAGGAUAAGAAACAACGGGACGGUCGACGCUCCAACUGUACCUUGCGAGGUCAUUUGUUUUUCUAGUUUUCAAAGGAUUUGUAUACUUUUUGUUCGUGAAGGCGAUUCUUAAAGAAAGUCAUCCAACAAAAAAGUUCAAAAUCUUCUCAGCUUCGGGAUAAGGCUCUUUUUAUGUUUGAGAUUGAAACUUUUACUAAAAAAAUGUUCUCUCUCAAAAAUGUUCUCUUAUAAAAUGGCUAUUUAUUUUCCUUUUUUUCUUACUAUAAAAAAGUUAUAGUAGCUGAAAUACAUACAAAAAUUGUUUAAAGAAGUGUGACAGGGAAAUGCGAAACAGCUGAUUUUUUGUAGAUGUGCAACUCAGUGAUAAGGCUGAACACGGGAGGGUCCAAGUGGAACUUGUUCGAACACGUCGUUUUGAAGCACUCGGACCAUAGGCCUUUCAAAUGCUCGCAGUGUCCCUACGAAGCGGCCAGAAAAGUUCGCCGCCUUUUCUGAAUUUUCUCAAAAGUUUUUUCAAGAUUCGGAUCCGACAACACGCUUCAUCGCUACAUGGAACCGACGCCGAGCCAGUCGAUAAUGUGUACGUUGAAAUCAAAUUUUUGCAGUUAGCCUGGAAGAAUAUUACAGGACACCGCAAAUUCGGAAAGAAUGGUCCGAGAAAAUGGCCAUUUGUUUUCCGUCGCACCAGUACGGCAAACAGUACGCUGAAGCAACCUCAUGA